Molecule: messenger RNA, 1275 nt
Organism: Plasmodium gallinaceum
Lineage: Eukaryota; Apicomplexa; Aconoidasida; Haemosporida; Plasmodiidae
Gene: CRT
Product: chloroquine resistance transporter, putative
Exons: 14
Coding region: 1-1275 (424 amino acids)
Biological process (GO): xenobiotic transport
Molecular function (GO): xenobiotic transmembrane transporter activity
Source: RefSeq, a predicted model, not a curated record
AUGACUGUUAAUACGAAAAAUAGCCAAAAUAAUCUUAGCAAAAUGGAUGAACAUUACAAAGAAUUAGAUACCUUAUUAGAAGAUAGAAAUGAAAUUCAACGUAAUAGAAUUUCCUUUCUAAGAACACUUAUAAAUUGGGGGAAGUUCAUAUUUUAUGAAAUCAAGAGCAAUAUAUUUAUUUAUUUGUUAAGCCUUUUAUAUUUAAGCGUUUGUGUAAUGAAUAAAGUUUUUGCAAAAAGAACAAUGAAUAAGAUUGGUAAUUAUAGUUUUGUAACUUCGGAAAUACAUAAUACUAUUUGUAUUUUUGUUUUGUUUUUGGUUUAUUUUUUUUUCAGUAACUACAACAAUAAUUCAAAGAAAAGAAGAAAAGAACCUAUAUUCUAUUAUUUAUUUAUAUCCCUAUUAGAUGCAUCUACAGUAAUUAUUUCUUUUAUAGGACUUACAAAAACUACAGGAAAUAUUCAGUCGUUUGCUUUACAAUUGAGCAUACCAAUAAAUAUGUUUUUUUGUUUUUUAAUUUUAAGAUAUAGAUAUCAUUUAUUUAAUUACUUAGGAGCAUUUAUAAUUGUUGCAACUAUAGCAAUAGUAGAGAUGAAAAUGUCAAUGGAAAUACAAGAAGAAAACUCAAUAAUAUUUAAUUUAAUUUUCAUAAGUGCCCUAAUUCCAUUAUGUUUCUCAAACAUGACUAGAGAAAUCGUUUUUAAAAAAUAUAAGAUAAAUAUUCUAAAAUUGAAUGCAAUGAUAUCUUUAUUUCAAUUAUUUACCUCUUGUCUAAUUUUGCCAGUCUAUACACUUCCAUUUUUGAAACAACUUCAACUUCCCUUUUCGGAAAUUCUUAUAAAUAUCAAAAAUGGUUUUUCUUGUUUAUUUUUGGGAAAAAAUACUAUUAUUGAGAAUUGUGGUCCUGGUAUGACCAAAAUGUGCGAUGAUUGUGAAGGGGCAUGGAAAACAUUUAUAACAUAUUCUUUUUUUAAUAUUUGUGAUAACUUAGUUUCUAGUUAUAUAAUAGAUAAAUUUUCAACAAUGACAUAUACUAUUGUUAGUUGUAUACAGGGACCAGCAAUAGCAAUAGCUUAUUAUUUUAAAUUUAUAGCUGGAGAUGUUAUGAGAAAACCACGAAUUUUAGAUUUCGUAACUCUGUUUGGAUACCUCUUGGGGUCAAUAGUUUAUCGUGCUGGAAACAUCAUUUUAGAACGUAAAAAAAUACGGGAAGAUAAUUAUGAAGAAAAUUCAGAUGAACAAAUGACUGAUGAAGAAUCAGUGUUGACAUCAUAA